AUUAAAAUAAAACCAUUUAAACUGGGUGUUCGGAUUUACCUAUAUGUCACUUAGUAUAUAUAUAUAUUUUAUUUUGGCUUUAUUGUUUAUUAUAGAAAAUCGUGUUUGCCAAAAUUAUUAGGCUUAUUAUUAAUACCUCUCAGUGAAGCUGACCUAACUAACCUAACUACCCGUAAUAUAUCUAAUUUAUCGAAAAAAUAUAAAUACUAAUUUAUCAAUUAAAUUUUGAACUGCAGGUCAUGAGAUUGUAUUAUUUUCAUAAAAUGCCUGUCAAGGUGCUUGAUUUUCUUAAAGAAAACUUAUCUUCAUGAGUUGAGCCAUCUAAUAUUUUUAUUUUGAAUAUAUUUAUUAAUUGUAGAUUCCCUAAAAACACUGACCGUUGCCAACUUUGGGUGAAAUUUGUUAAUAGAGGUGAAUGGACACCUACAAGAUCUAGUGUUAUUUGCUCGAAACAUUUUUCUGAGGAGUCAUUCUAUAGAACAUCAAAAUGUUAUGUUAAUCUCAAACCAAAUGCUGUUCCGACAAUACAUCUAAAUCAGGAAGAAUCACCACCUGCCAAGAUACUAGUACUAUCAAAUACAGUAUUAAGACCUAAUUUCGACUCAUCCGUUCUACAGAAACAAGCAGUUAGUAUAAGACAUCAUAGCAAUAAGCUUGUAUUAUUUAGAGGGCAGUAAUCAAUUAAUCUGUUAUCUAUGUAUUUAUGUAAUAAAGAUUAUUUCCAAACCUGAUUUUUAUUUAUGUAGGCACGCAAAAAC
Messenger RNA from Acanthoscelides obtectus, 758 nucleotides. NCBI's taxonomy places the organism in Eukaryota, Metazoa, Arthropoda, Insecta, Coleoptera, Chrysomelidae. The record is from the annotation of a GenBank genome assembly.